Lepisosteus oculatus (spotted gar) is the source of this 2311-nucleotide messenger RNA. RefSeq names its product complement factor I (gene cfi). The record is from RefSeq and is a predicted model, not a curated record. Lineage: Eukaryota; Metazoa; Chordata; Actinopteri; Semionotiformes; Lepisosteidae. Gene Ontology annotation, biological process: proteolysis. Gene Ontology annotation, molecular function: serine-type endopeptidase activity; protein binding. Gene Ontology annotation, cellular component: membrane.
GUCAGCACAUUACAUUGCUCUGUAUUGAUAACAGAUAAUCAUUAAUUCUGCUCAGUGCCACAGUUCCAAGUGAAGACAGAGGGGAUCUUCAUGCAUACUGAGCAACAAUGAAACUGGUCUUUCUUCACUUCUUGAAUUUGCUGUUUAUUGGCAAUGGGAGGACAGAAAGCCAACCUGAAGAUAAUGUUCCCUCGCAUCCAUUGGAUCGUCCAAAUACUCAGAUUACAACAACGGCUGCUUCUACAAAAAUCAUUCCCGCUAAAUUACUACAGGAUGAGUACCUAGAUCGGGAGACGUGUGGGACAAAAGGCUUCAGUCGCUUGUCAUGUCAGAAAGUUUUCUGCCCCCCCUGGAUGCGAUGUCUUAAUGGGGAAUGUAUCUGCAAGCUUCCUUACCAGUGUCCCAAGGCUACAAAACCAGCCUGCGGCACUGAUAAAAGGGAGUACAGGUCCUUCUGCCAGGUGAAGGCCCUAGGCUGCAUCAAAAAGGACGUGCUGUUUUCUCACUUUGGCCCCGAAUGCAAAAGUAAAUUAUUUGACUGUAGCUUGGGCCCUAAAAAUGUGUUGAAAGUGGAGAGGAGAAACGAGACCUUUCUUAUUUGUGGAAGUCGCUGGACAAUAGCAGAAGCUAAUGUUGCCUGCAGAAAUGUGAAAAGGGAAGAAAAAGGUGCAGAAGCAGCCUCAGUUGUGAAACAUGAAGAAAUUGAACAUCAGUCUGGAUUAUCAAAACGGUGUAUACAUGUACGGUGCACUGGGGAAGAGAGCUCACUUGCAGAGUGCACCUUUUACAAGACUGACAAUACUGAUACAGAACCCACGAUUGCUACAGUCAACUGUUAUAAUAGAAUUAAGAAUUGUACAAAUUUUGAAUUCAGGUGUGUCAAUGGGAAGUGCAUUGACCUCAACAGAACCUGUGAUGGGACCAAUGAUUGUGGAGACAGGAGUGAUGAAGUCUGCUGCAAAAAAUGCCGACCAGGAGGAUUCCAUUGUAGUUCAGAUGUGUGCAUCCCAAAUCAAGCCAAGAAGGAUGGAGUGAUGGACUGCAUAGGAGGAGACGAUGAGUAUACAGAAGAAAGCAAUGUGAACUUUGGCAGGAGCCCUAAGCCAGAAAGUAUCCCAACCACUGAGGAAGAAAUUAUCGCAACCACUAAGGAAGAAGUAGAAGCUGCCAGGAAAGCUGUUUCUACUCUGGAGUGUGGGAUAUCUAAUUACACUAAGCCUAAUAGUACAGGAGUCAGACAGAAACGACUUCUUGGAGGCCAUACGGCAGAGAAGGGUCAGAUCCCUUGGCAGGUAGCAAUUGACGACGAAGGAGAGAUUAACUGUGGAGGGAUUUAUAUUGGAGGGUGCUGGGUGCUUACUGCAGCUCACUGUGUAAGGCCUAAACCACAGCUGUAUCGCAUCAAGGUGGGCGUGUGGAGCACGCUGAAAGUUGACACUUACACGGAUUCUCUUCCUGUGGAGAAUGUCAUAAUCCAUCCCGAUUAUAAUCCUUCCACAUACCAGAAUGACAUUGCCUUGAUUCAAGUCAAGAACAUCUACAACCUCCCAGAAUGCAUUGAGCGUACGCCAUCUACUGCAUCAGCCUGUGUGCCCUGGUCUGAGUACCAGUUUAAACCUGGAGACAACUGCAUUAUUUCUGGAUGGGGCCGAAGCCAUGGAAACAAGAAGGUCUACACACUCAAAUGGGCUAACAUUGAGAUAAUCGAUAACUGCUCUGGAAUUUAUGGCCCCAGGUACUUUAAAGGAAUGGAAUGUGCAGGCACCCUUGAUGGGAGUGUGGACACAUGCCAGGGUGAUUCUGGAGGUCCUCUGGUCUGCAAAGACAAGAGUGGGGUGUCCUAUGUGUGGGGGGUUGUCAGCUGGGGAGAGAAGUGUGGGGUUGUGGGUCACCCAGGAGUCUAUACCAAAGUGGCCCACUACUUUGACUGGAUCAGUUUCCACGUGGGAAGACCAACUAUCAGCAAGUUCAAUUUAUAGACAGCUACAACUAAAAAAUGGUUCGCUACAACAAAAGCUACAACAAAAGUUCGAUAAAACAACUUAGGCUUUUAUGUAUACUACGGUAAAAAACAGCAAUUUUAAUCUUAUACUUUCAGCUGCUGUUACACUUUUCUUUGCACAGAGUGAAGAUGGGAUGAGGAUGAAUGACUUACAUGCUUCCUCUACAAGUUAUGUUUCCUCUUGUAGAGUAUGUUGCAAUUGUAUUCUGCCUUAGUUCUUUUAGAGGAGCUCAUUCGAGCUGAUAUUAACAUCGCACUUCUGAUAGAAUUCUGUAGUGUAUAAACUAUUAAAGCUCAUAUCACACCUGC